This is a messenger RNA of Hevea brasiliensis (rubber tree), 1924 nucleotides long. RefSeq lists its product as uncharacterized. Gene Ontology annotation, cellular component: Cul4A-RING E3 ubiquitin ligase complex. NCBI's taxonomy places the organism in Eukaryota, Viridiplantae, Streptophyta, Magnoliopsida, Malpighiales, Euphorbiaceae. The transcript has 10 exons. Gene Ontology annotation, biological process: protein ubiquitination. The record is from RefSeq and is a predicted model, not a curated record. The coding region runs from base 147 to 1712 and encodes 521 amino acids.
UAUUUUCUCUUUUUAUUUAACAUAGGCUUAGGUCAGAGUGAUAACUUUCAGGAAACUUGCCGCUGAGCCGAUCUCAGUGACGGGUACAUGCUAAUAGCAUAAAUCUAACAAAAGCCCUUUGAAAUAUCCAAAAAGAGGAAAAACAAAUGGAUGAGCAAAGAAUUCUCGAGGCAGAGAGAUACCAGAUGGAGCAGAUUCGAGAGCUUGAAUUUGAGGAAUUACAGGUCGAGGAAAUGGAUGAAGGCAACUCAUCGGACGAUGACCGCAACGCCGUUGGUGCUGCAGCUGCUUCAUCUGAUGAAUAUACUUUUAACACCUUCCUGGCUCCGUUACACACAUAUCUUGGUGAGGUUGAAGAUACUUACCGUAGGUUGGCUUUCUUAGAUGGUGGUGCCAUAUUAACUCUUCCACUGUUCUAUCUUGAAGGGGUUGUUCUUUUCCCAGGGGCCAUCCUUCCUCUUAGAGUUGUUCAACACAAUUUUAUAUCCGCUGUUGAGAGGGCAUUGACACAAGUUGAUGCUCCUUACACUAUAGGCGUGGUUCAUGCGUACAGAGAUCGUGAUAGGGGACAAUUAAGGUUUGCAACUAUAGGGACAACUGCAGAGAUUCGACAGUACCGGCGGCUAGAGGAUGGGUCACUGAAUGUAGUUACUCGUGGCCAGCAGCGCAUUCGCAUAAGACGUCAUUGGACUGAUGUGGAAGGACCUUGUGGGGAGGUUCAAGUUAUCCAGGAAGAUCUGCCAUUAAGGGCGCCACAGGAUGCAUUUGGAAAAUUGGCACCAUUAUGUAAUUUUAAUGGCCAUAAUGUCUCACACAGAAUGCAUUCAAAAGUCUCAUUGCAUGGACAUGGGGAUGGUGACAAUGAUUCAGAAGCAAACUCAGAGGAAAGCUUUGAGACUGAGCUUUCAUCGGCUGAAAAGAGAAUCCAUCAAUCUGCAGUCAGUUCAUGUUGUGGCUAUGAUAAGAUGGAUGAAUCAACAAGCAGCAGUGAUGACAAGAUUGAUUCAGAAAUAAAAUAUUCAAGAUCUCACAUAAUCGAUUCUGGCUGUAGUUCCACACCAGGGGAGAAAUCUCACAAAGGGGAAGGUUCCAGAAGGCGCAGCAAAAAUGCUGGCUUAAACAAAUUUCGUAGGGUUCCAAGAGCAUUCUGGCCCUACUGGGUAUACCGUAUGUAUGACUCCUAUUGCCUUGCUGGAAGGGCUGCAGACAUGUGGAAACAGAUAGUUGGGACCCCAAGCAUGGAUGGUCUUGUGAAAAGACCUGAUCUUUUAUCCUUUUACAUUGCUAGUAAAAUACCUGUGUCUGAAUCCACAAGGCAGGAGCUUUUGGAGAUUGAUGGCAUUUCACAUCGCCUGCAACGGGAAAUUGAUUUACUAAAAAGUUUUGAUCUUAUUCGGUGUAAACAUUGUCAAAUUGUGAUUGCCAGGCGGAGUGAUAUGUUGGUGAUGUCUAGUGAAGGUCCCCUUGGAGCUUAUGUUAACCCACAUGGUUCUGUGCAUGAGAUAAUGACUUUCUAUAAAGUAAAUGGCUUAGCACUUGAUGGGGAAGCAGUUACAGAAUACAGCUGGUUUCCUGGGUAUGCAUGGACAAUAGCAGACUGCGCCAACUGUGAGUUCCAUAUGGGGUGGCUUUUCACUGCUACAAAAAAGCAGUUGAAGCCUCAAUCUUUUUGGGCAAUCCGGAGUGCCCAGGUUGCUGAUGAUAAACACUAAGUUCAGAAUCAGUAUUUUCCGAUUGUGGCUCGGAAAUCUGGUUGUGGCCAUGUAAUGAGCUUACCCUGUAUAUACUAGUCUUUUUUGUCCCAUCUUGGAAAAAAAUAAUCUAAACUUUUCCUGUGAUAUCUUUCUUUGGCAAGUCACAAGUUAAGUUUCCUAGAAAAUUCAAAGCUUUAGUAUGCUAUAAAAUGUCUGGUUUGGAACAGUAA